AUGAGCCCUGGCCUAGACAGCGUCUUCACUCCAACGCUUCACCCCGCCGAGGUCCUCCUGGGCGCCUCCGCCUCCGCGGCCGGCGGCAACCCCUGGUGGCUGUACCUGGAACCCGCAUUCAUAAGGGCUAACCCUGGUUACGAGGUGCUCAUCGGCAUGUUCUUCCUGGGCUGCCUGCCCUUCACAAUCGCACUGAACUCACUCGCAUUCACCAUCGCCGCGCUCGCCUGCGCCCCGCGGGAGGGUCGGCUCGGCGGGGAAGCGGGAGCCGCGGCAGCGCCAGAAUCCGCCUCGACCUCGUCUCGGACCCAUGGGUCCCUAUCUUCAUCACCAUCUUCGCCUUGGCCACUUGGGUCGACGUCGCCAGGAGCUGCAGUACGGAACGGCGACGACACGGGAGCAGCGGCGCUCGCUGAUCUCGGAAUACAUGCACUGCCGACGGCCCCGCCGCCGGCGGCAUCGGCGUCGGCGUCGCGGCAUGCAGCCGACGGCGCCGUCACAUCCGCUCCCAAUGCACGGAACUCCGACGUGGCACACUCACCGCUGCUGGACGAACCCCCAGUUACCGUGUCGGCGAUCUCGGCGGCGACGUCGCUGGCGGCGGCGCCACCGCCCUCACCGCCGGCAGCGCUGUUGGACGCUGAUCCCCGGUUAACCACCGCGGGCUCGCUGCUCGGAGUACUGCCGGAGGCGGGUCGGGCCUUUCGCCGCGUUUGGCUGGUGGACCUGCAGUUCAACAUGCGGGCGCUGCCCCUGCAGGGUUUGUGCCUGCUAGUGCUUCCGGCGGUGUGGGCCCUACCGCGACUCAUGAGGAUUCAGCUGGCGCUACCUGCUGCCGUACUGGAAGGCCAAGCAGGGCGUGACGCGCUGAACCGCUCGUCCAGUCUCAUGACAUCAUCACUGGCAGCGUACGGCAUGCCGUUCGCAGCGGUAUUGGCGGCGGGACGGCUUUUGGAAUACAUUCAGGGUGUCGUACUGGUGCUGAUACCGCCACGCUGGUGGCGUGAGGUGGUGGAGGUGCCGCUGCUCAUCGCGGGGGCCUUCCUGCUCCUGAAGGCUGCCGUACACAGGCUCCAGGACCUGCUGCCCCUGGCAGCCUACCUGGAGCUGACACAGCAGGAGCAGGAAGCGGCUAGGAAGCUGCAGCAACAGCAAGUUGUACUCAUGAGGCUGGACGAGCAACAUGCACAGCAGCAGCAGCAGCAGCAAGACCCGCGACAUGGGGCGGCCAAGCAAGCACAACAGCACGCACUGGGGGCAGCAGGCAGUGGCGCCCAGCAGCCGGGAGCACCAGGGGCCCCGGUGGCGGUGGCGGGGACCUAG
Molecule: messenger RNA, 1323 nt
Organism: Volvox carteri f. nagariensis
Lineage: Eukaryota; Viridiplantae; Chlorophyta; Chlorophyceae; Chlamydomonadales; Volvocaceae
Exons: 8
Coding region: 1-1323 (440 amino acids)
Biological process (GO): regulation of transcription by RNA polymerase II
Cellular component (GO): nucleus
Molecular function (GO): transcription cis-regulatory region binding
Source: RefSeq, a predicted model, not a curated record